This is a messenger RNA of Aegilops tauschii subsp. strangulata, 480 nucleotides long. The record is from RefSeq and is a predicted model, not a curated record. Lineage: Eukaryota; Viridiplantae; Streptophyta; Magnoliopsida; Poales; Poaceae.
AUGGAUCUGGAUCGCGCCCCGGCGCGCCCGGACCCUGCUGCCUCGUCCCAGCGCCCCGUCGCCGGCGUCGCCCGUCUCCGCCGUCGCCUCCCCGUCUCCUCCCCACGCCGGACCUCCUCGACCUCCUCCCCGACGGCCUCCCCAAGCCAUGCUGCGCCCCGUCGCCGCUCGCCGUCUCUGGUGCCACCUCGCCGGAGCCACCCCGCCGGAUCGCCGCUCGCCUCCCCGUCGCCCGGUCAUCUCCGUCCUCCUCCUCAACCCCCACUGCCUAGACCCCACGGCCCCGUGGUGAGGCCCCGGAAUCUCCUCCUCCUCCCCUGCUCGCAACGGCACCCCGCGCCCGACGCCGCCUCUGUCGGCGUGCUCGCCGCGCCCGCUCCUCGACGCGCCCGGGGCGCGUCCCGCAACUGCCGCCCGCACGUCCCGCGGCCCCUGCUCGCCGCUGCGCUGCUGUGCGCCCCUCCUCCCGCCUGCGCUUGA